This is a messenger RNA of Ambispora gerdemannii, 249 nucleotides long. NCBI's taxonomy places the organism in Eukaryota, Fungi, Glomeromycota, Glomeromycetes, Archaeosporales, Ambisporaceae. The record is from the annotation of a GenBank genome assembly.
AUGUUAAAGGUGUGGCAGUCAACAAAUGUGUUUAGCAUGUUUAACGUUAAGGAAUCUUUGUUGAAGAUUCUACCAAGUAAAUCAACACGAAAGUCUACAUUUUAUUUUACCGGAUUCGAUAUUGGUGGCGGAAUAUCUUUGUACAAAGAAGAUUACACUUCUUACGUCCUUGCUCUUCCAAGAGAAAAUUAUAUUGACCUUUGGAAACUGAAUAUUGGAUACCUGAAAGUGAGCGGUGCAUACGUGUAG